CUCGCGCCAGAAACAUCCGUCAGAGCUGGUGCUCGGUGCUCGUUCCCGAGAGCCGGAUUUCACAAAACGCGUGUGUUCCUAUUUCGAGACUUUAGGACGUCUUCGUCUUGUUUUUUUUCUUGCCGUCAAUGAGGUCGAUGGAGAGUGCCGGACGUGACGUACGAGUGAGUGCUGUGAGACUCCAGUCAGUGCGACGGCGUUCGUGAUUACGACGGUAGGUUGGAUUGGUUAAAUUGAUUGACGUAUGAUCAUCUGGUACACCUUGACGAAAGUCUCAAUGCUCCGAUGUAUUACAAUAUACUCAAUAUAUCAAGGGCAAUAAACAAGAGUGUAUAUAGUGAAAAGUGGCACAAGCCUAGAUAUAUUCGUAGCAAUCAUUGUGGCAAAAGUACAAUGAUGUAAAGUUUUAACGGUAUUUAUAUUUCUAGUAUCGCAUAUUUCUAAUAUCGAGGUGCAAAUAUAAUGCGCUGAGUCUGAUUGUAUUCAUGUACAUAUCGCAAGUGUAUAUUAAUACAAAUAAUUCCCUUCCAAGAGAUGGAAUGUCAGAAAUACAUAUAUAAUGAACAUUCAGCAUUAUUAUAGUUAUAAUAUCUGAUGGGAAUUGAAAGUAUAAAGAAAGCAUGAAAUGCAACAUUGAAAACAUAAUUCUAUGUUUAUGAAAAAUGCUAGGAAGGUUUAUCCUAAAAUGAAGGUGAUUUAGAAGCAGGAAAGACGAGUUCGCGAAUUAAUUGUCUUGGUGAUGCGUGAUACUUUAGGAACUGGUGCAACAAGAAAAGACAUUGAUGAACUAUGAUGUGAAUACCUCUCUAGAACGAGAAACUAGUGUGUCGCAGUGAUAAAUUGACAAUGUUUAUCCGAAGUAAAUACAUCUGGAAGUCUCUCCUAAUUCAUUAAAUUAUUUCAUCAUCUAAACUUAAACGUACCGUGCAUUCUUUUCCAUACAUAUAUAUCACAUAGCAUGUUCUUGGACAGUUUACUUUAGAAUAAUAAUCAAAUAGACACUUAAUCAGUGGCAUCAUCGACGGAGAUCAUUCGAUCGAUCCGAGAUAGACGGCCUCAAGGUGGCCGCGACGAUGCGGCGGAUCUAAUUCGGACGAAUUCAGGAAACGCAGACGCGUCACGUUGGUUCCAUCACAGUGGGUUGUCCACCAAGGAAGCGUACGAUAAUCGUACGAUGAUGCCGCUCGCGCCGACGCCAAUCGUCCCGGUGCCGUCAAAGCCGAAGAUCGGCUUCAGCAUCGACUCGAUCGUCGGCGGCGGCGGACAGGGUGACCGUGAGGCGGACCGUUUGGACCGACUGGAGCGAAACCGAGGAUUGCUCGAGAUCGUCGAGCGCGACGAUGGCAGCCCGAUGGAGAUAGAGGGCUCGUCGUCGCCGCGGGCGCGCCGGAUCGCCGCGAGAUCACCCGGUGUUCAUUCCGAGGGCUCGGACCGGCCCGUCUCCAGAAGUUCCUCCGUCGAGUCGUAUCCAAACUCGCGACGGACGCCGUCGCACGCAACCGGGGGCGGCGGGAGUGGGGGCGGCGGCGGUCACCAUCAUCAUCAUCAUGGUACCAAUCAUCACGGUCAUCCGCAUCCGCACCAUCACCACAAUCUAUCGGCGACGCAUCUGGACUUCCGCGACCUCCGGACGACCGUGCACAGUCACAGCGACGCCUCCAGCCCGAACAACAGUCCCAGUCCGCCGCACAGGAUACCGCACGGGGACUCACCGGUCGGUACGCACCCCCAACCACCCCCUGGGGUGGUCAGGCCUAGCCCCAACUACCUCGCGCCGCCGCCCAGCGCCGCGACUGCCGCCGCCGUGGCUGCCGAGCAGCUGAAGACUUUGUACGGUUUACCCGGCCACGGUCCAGCGAAUCCGCAGACCGGCCAGAACGAAUAUCACACGCAGCAGCUGGCCCUGGCCGCGAAUUUAGCCGCGGCCCAGCACUUCCAGGCGGCGAAUCUCGCGGUGGCGCUCCAGGCGCAUCACGGCGCGUCACCUCACGCACCCCCGCACGGGCCCUACCCGCACGGUGGUGCCCCUGGCGGGCCUCAUCCACCACCUCACCCCCAUCAACCACCCAGAGAUAGCUACCCUCUGUAUCCUUGGUUGCUCUCGAGGCACGGAAGAAUCUUUCCGCACAGAUUUCCCGGAGGUCCUGACAUACCCGGUUUCCUGCUUCAACCCUUCAGAAAACCGAAGAGAAUAAGGACAGCCUUCAGUCCCAGUCAACUGCUGAAGCUGGAACACGCCUUUGAGAAAAAUCACUACGUCGUCGGCGCGGAAAGGAAGCAGUUGGCGCAGACGUUGUCGUUGACGGAAACGCAGGUAAAAGUGUGGUUCCAAAACCGCAGAACGAAACACAAGCGGAUGCAGCAAGAGGAAGAGGCGAAGGCUCAACAACAAUCGGGUGGUGGAGGUAACGGCGGCAGCGGGGGUGGCAACGGCAAUUCCAACAACAAUAGCAACAACAAAAACACUCAUCACGUCAGCAAAUGGCAGCAGGAGACCGGCGACUAUCAUCACGAGGAGGAUGAGGAAGAGGAGCACAUCGACCCGGAAGCUGAAGAAUGCUCGAGCAGUUCCGAAGCGUAGCUAGACGUUCUCUGUCUGGAUUAAGAUCCAGGAUCCAGCAGAGUAUCCUGAGUGGACUCGAAUAGAGUCCGAACAAGGUAGGAGCUAGCCAACUUGGAUCUCCUCAAUCGAGUUCCGGCUGUGUAUCGAGGAAUCGGGCUUCACUUCCAACAGGGCUAUUGGUGUUGCGAUACGACUCUGUUAACGUUCGGGGCAAGAGGUUAACAGUAGUGAAUGAAUUCCCACGAGUGGUUCCGUUGAGAUCGUUGUGCGAUCUCGCUUGGGUCACGGCCGAGACUUACGAGUAUGAUCUCAAAAAGCGAAAAUCGGCAGUGGAAGGUCUCGGAGAUCGUUUAAAAACAACGAUAUUCAUCAUACUUUGACUGGAGGCUGACACGAAUUUAAGAAUGAUCGACGAGAGUUCUCAAGAGCCUUUUUAUCAGCAAAAGCGUCGACUUCUGUUUCGAACUUGCCAAAUUAAUCGACGAGCUAAAUACAUAGCAGUAUUAGUCUCAUUAUUGAUUUUCUUAAACGUACAUUUUGAUAUGUAAAAAAAUUUAUCAAUUCAUUUGGAAAACAAUGUCACUCUCAUUCUUUUUUACAAUCGUCAUUAUUGAACACUAAUUUUACACAUUUAAUAUGAAAAAGGAAGAUCGAUAAUGGGAACUUAAUAUUGCAUGUUUACCGUCGAUGGGCAAUGCUAGGAAACAAGCAUGUUUUCUUCUUCUUUUCCUUCGUCUCUCAAAGUCUCAGCAUAUAAUUUCUUAGCAUCUUCAUUCCGCGUCGUUGUCGAAGGGAACAGUCAUGAACGAUCCGUAAAUAUCCUCGAGAGGAUAAGGCGUUCUCCGGCUAGACUACCUUACAACGAGUCCGGAAAAAAGCCUGUGGAGAAAUCGAAGGCGUCCAUCGGAAACCAGCUAAUGGAGGUAUUGUCUGCGAGAGACGAAACUAAAUGGACGCGUUUCCGGCGGAAAGCGACGGAUGGUGGAUGUAUCGGGAAUAAUCGAGACGAUUCGGCGAUCAUUUUUUGGCUGUCUGCUCUGCAGAUUUUUGUUUCAGUUUUAGCGAUAAAAUUAAACGGUGAAACCAUUCAAUGUUAUCCUUUUCUUUUACGGAUUUUACAAUUUGUUAGAAAGUUGCUCGUGAUUCAUCCAGAUUCGUCGAUCGCCACCGAUGCGCUUCGUUUAUCACCCUUAUCUUGCCAUAAAAAAUUCGCCAUAAACUCACUUUCAGACGGUGUAAAUAAAGUAUAGGAGAAUGGAGUCUUUUAGUGGAAGCAUCCUGGCGUUUCUCGUUAUUUUUUUUUUUUACAGACGCGAGUGUAAAUA
Camponotus floridanus (Florida carpenter ant) is the source of this 3888-nucleotide messenger RNA. RefSeq names its product homeotic protein empty spiracles. Gene Ontology annotation, biological process: neuron differentiation; central nervous system development; regulation of DNA-templated transcription. Lineage: Eukaryota; Metazoa; Arthropoda; Insecta; Hymenoptera; Formicidae. The record is from RefSeq and is a predicted model, not a curated record. The transcript is spliced from 3 exons. The coding region runs from base 1175 to 2581 and encodes 468 amino acids. Gene Ontology annotation, molecular function: DNA-binding transcription factor activity, RNA polymerase II-specific; DNA binding.